AUGAAUUAUUUGGGACCGAAUUUACUGAGACAUAAAAUUUUGAACGUCCUAAAAAAUGUUGGAAAUAUGUUGGUUUAUGGGAUUCCUGUAAAUGCGACAAUUUAUAUUUGUCGUUUUUGCUGUUUGGCUUAUGAAAAUAACUCGAUAUAUCAAAAGCAUAUGCAGGCACAUGGCUCAGUUUUAAACUGUUCGCAUUGUUCGACAGUUGCAUUUAAUGCUGCAUCGGUGAAGAUUCAUGAAUCGUUGCAUUUGGGUUCCAAUUCUGCAAAUCGAUUAAUUUAUAUUUGUUCUAUUUGUAUGACAGCGUUCUCUAAUGAAGAACGUCUUUACCACCACAUGCAAAAAAUGCAUGGGCAGUAUUUACUAUAUUUUUGUAAAGUAUGUGGUCUUGCUAACAGCGAUGGACAAAUUGUUUAUUCUCAUAUCGCAAAGAAGCAAUGUAAAGAUGAGGUGCUCGAUUCUGUAUGUCAAAUGGGUUUUGUUGCCGCAUGUAUAUUUCAUUUUCAACCAGCUGAUCCACAAAAAUAUGAAUUCUUACAGAAUAAUGGUGCAUUAGCAGUGAUUGUACCUUCAGAAUGUCUUCAUCGAUCAUUUCUAUCUCAAAGCAGUACUGAUCUCUUUUUUAUCACUUGUACCACUUGCAAAUCUUUA
Dracunculus medinensis (Guinea worm) is the source of this 651-nucleotide messenger RNA. The record is from the annotation of a GenBank genome assembly. NCBI's taxonomy places the organism in Eukaryota, Metazoa, Nematoda, Chromadorea, Rhabditida, Dracunculidae.